UGUACCCAAAAUCCACUGUACCUAAAAAGAGUUUCAAAGGAGAGACUCUUUGGGUAAGAAAAGCAGAAAAAAAUGGCGAGGAAGAGUAGUAUGGGGUGUGGGUAUUACGUCGUCGUAUUCGUGCUUUUGUUCUUUGGGGCUAUCAAGGUGAGAUCGGAUUCAUCAGAUCAUAAGUACAAAUCUGGAGAAGAAGUACCUUUGUAUGCAAAUAAAGUCGGUCCUUUUCACAAUCCUAGUGAAACAUAUCGCUACUUUGAUCUUCCUUUUUGUUCUCCAGGUCAUGUAAAAGAUAAAACUGAAGCUCUUGGUGAGGUGUUGAAUGGAGAUCGUUUAGUCACUGCUCCAUACAAACUUGACUUCAUGAAUGAUCGAGAAACUGAGGUAGUUUGCAAGAAGGCAUUGUCAAAGGAAGAAGUUGCAAGAUUCCGUGAUGCUGUUGCCAAGGACUACUACUUCCAGAUGUUCUUUGAUGACCUUCCCAUUUGGGGUUUCAUCGGUAAGGUAGAUAAGGAGGGGAAAGCUGACCCCAGUGAGUACAAAUAUUACCUUUUUAAACAUCUUCAUUUUGACAUCCAUCACAACAAAGACCGCGUGAUUGAAGUCAAUGCACGAACUGACCCCAAUGCCCUAGUGGACAUAACUGAAGAUAAGGAAGUUGAUGUAGACUUCAUGUACUCUGUAAAAUGGAAGGAAACAGAAAUCCCUUUUGAGAAAAGGAUGGAAAAAUACUCGCAGACUUCAGCUUUACCACAUCAUUUGGAGAUCCACUGGUUCUCAAUCAUUAAUUCUUGUGUCACAGUUCUUCUCUUAACUGGUUUCCUUGCUACAAUUUUGAUGCGUGUCCUUAAAAAUGACUUUGUCAAAUAUGCCCAUGAUGAGGAAGCAGCUGAUGACCAAGAAGAAACUGGGUGGAAGUACAUUCAUGGUGACGUGUUUAGGUACCCGAAGCAGAAGUCACUUUUUGCAGCAGCCCUGGGUUCUGGCACACAGUUGUUUACCCUGGCUAUUUUCAUAUUCAUUCUUGCACUUGUUGGUGUGUUUUACCCCUACAACCGAGGAGCACUUUUUACAGCUUUGGUGGUUAUUUAUGCCCUUACAUCAGGAAUUGCAGGCUAUACUGCAGCAUCAUUCUAUUGCCAACUUGAAGGAAAAAAUUGGGUAAGGAACUUGUUGUUGACAGGAGGGCUGUUCUGUGGGCCGCUGCUUCUAACUUUCUGCUUUCUUAAUACUGUUGCAAUUGGUUAUCAUGCCACUGCAGCACUUCCCUUUGGUACCAUCGUGGUCAUUUUCCUCAUAUGGGCCCUUGUGACAUCACCAUUGCUCGUAUUGGGAGGAAUUGCAGGAAAGAAUAGCAAGGCAGAAUUUCAAGCUCCAACCCGAACAACGAAGUACCCGAGAGAGAUACCCCAAUUACCCUGGUAUCGCGGGGCUCUUCCUCAGAUGGCAAUGGCUGGGUUCUUGCCUUUCAGCGCUAUCUACAUUGAACUUUAUUACAUAUUUGCCAGCGUGUGGGGUCACAGAAUUUACACGAUUUACAGUAUCUUAUUCAUAGUUUUCAUCAUUCUGAUCAUUGUCACUGCAUUUAUUACGGUGGCUUUGACAUAUUUCCAACUUGCUGCAGAAGACCAUGAAUGGUGGUGGAGGUCGUUCCUUUGUGGUGGAUCAACCGGCUUGUUCAUCUAUGGCUACUGCCUGUAUUACUAUUAUGCCCGCUCCGACAUGUCAGGUUUCAUGCAAACCUCAUUCUUCUUUGGUUACAUGGCUUGCAUUUGCUAUGCCUUCUUUCUCAUGCUUGGAACUGUUGGUUUCCGAGCUGCUUUGUUUUUCGUCCGCCACAUAUACCGCUCAAUCAAGUGCGAGUAAGAUGCAGAAUUCCACAUCAGCCUGGUUCAACCGAAUGCAACAGGGGCUUGUGUUUUUGGUGUAUAAAUCGUCGACGUGCUUGGAGUAGUUCAACACAUGUUAGAUCCAUUUAGAAUUGAUGUGGAGCAACAAAGCAGAAGAAAUAUGUUGAAAGAAGUAGUUCAAAUCAGUGCUUUUUAAUGUGUUUAGAACAAAGAGUUUAUUAGUUUUAGCUUCAGCUUAUUUUUACCUAGUUUUAACCUUCUUGAUAUAUAGAAUAUGGUCUGUUAAUUGCAUCCUAAGCUGUUUAUGUUCCAAUUAUUGUGUUAGUCAUACUUGUUAUAGUA
Molecule: messenger RNA, 2189 nt
Organism: Solanum dulcamara
Lineage: Eukaryota; Viridiplantae; Streptophyta; Magnoliopsida; Solanales; Solanaceae
Product: transmembrane 9 superfamily member 3-like
Exons: 8
Coding region: 73-1863 (596 amino acids)
Biological process (GO): protein localization to membrane
Cellular component (GO): membrane
Source: RefSeq, a predicted model, not a curated record